AAUCAGGAUCCGCCUCGCGCUCAGGGACCAACGGGAUUCGCGCGGGGUGAGGGGGGCGGGGCGCAGUGACCGGAAGUGCGGCCGAUCCGGAAGUAGCGCUGGGUGCACACGUGGGGCGCGAUGGGGAUCGGGGGCAAAAUCAACCGGCCGCGGACGGAGCUGCGCAAGAAGCUGUUCAAGCGGCGGCGGGAGCUGGCGCGGGGGCGGCGGCAGAAGCGGCGGUCGCUGUCGGUCCCGGCGGUCCCGGCCCCGCUCUGGGGGAAGCGGCGGCGGAAGGAGCUGAAGCGGCUGCGGGGGGCGGCCAAGAGGGCGCUGCAGGCGGCGGUGACCGACGGGAAGAAGCCGCAGAAGGAGACGGGAACCGGGAACGACGUGGAGAUGGCGGAGGCGGCACCGGAGUGACCCCAGUGCCACCAGUGCCCCCAGUUCACCCUGCUGCGCUCACCGGCCCCCAAAACCUCCCCGGGGCCCCGGCGCUGCUCCCGGUGCCUGCGCCAGCGCCACCAGUUUGCCUCCAACAGCGUCACCUGUGCAUCUGCAACGUCCCCAGUUUGCACCAGUGUCCCCAGACCGUAUUCCCAGUGUCCCUAGCCCCUGUCCCCAGCCCCCUCAGUGCCCCCAGUCCCUGUCCCCAUUCACCCCAAUGUCCCCAGCCCCUUUCCCAGACCCCCAGUGCCCCCAGCCCCUGUCCCCAUUCCCCCCAGUGCCCCCAGUCCCUGUCCCACCCCCCCAGUGUCCCCAGCAAUAAACUCUCUUCUCUCUCUGUC
Oenanthe melanoleuca is the source of this 767-nucleotide messenger RNA. RefSeq names its product chromosome 25 C11orf98 homolog (gene C25H11orf98). The transcript has 4 exons. The record is from RefSeq and is a predicted model, not a curated record. The coding region runs from base 121 to 402 and encodes 93 amino acids. NCBI's taxonomy places the organism in Eukaryota, Metazoa, Chordata, Aves, Passeriformes, Muscicapidae.